Moneuplotes crassus is the source of this 1937-nucleotide messenger RNA. The record is from the annotation of a GenBank genome assembly. Lineage: Eukaryota; Ciliophora; Spirotrichea; Euplotida; Euplotidae.
AAUGGAUCCCCAAAUGGAAAGCAGAAAGCGCAGAAAUAGCUUUAUGAUCUUGAAAGAGUUUAAUGUUAUUAAGAACAUACUCAUGCACUAUGGAUACACUCAUCAGAUCAUGCUCUUUAUGAAAUUGUUUUGUAAAAACACCAAGUCGAUGAGUGAAUCAUUCCAAGACCAAUUGUUGAAUUCCUUCAAUGAAGUUUGAAGGGAUACUUUCUGCAGUGUAAAGGAUAUCCAGAGAUAUAGAGAUAAUACAGAGAUCAAGAGACAUAAGUUUCUCCUCAAGCUAUUCAAAACAUACUGAUAUUUCCCAAUCAAUAAUGAGAAUAUUGACGAAGCCAUAGAACUCCUUUGCUUUAUUUCAGAUGGAGGGUUGGCAAGACAUUUUGCACAAAUAAUCUUCCAUAUUGAUGAGAAUUUGAAUGAUGAAUCGUAUUAUCUCAUCAAAAAGGACAUAGAAGAUAUUGACGGACCUAACAUCACUAAUUAUUGGCUAAAUGCUAGACAGAAGAAUUUUAUUUACCUCAAGCAUUGUGAAGAGCUUCAGGUGAACACUCACAACUUUGAGCAAUGAGAGAUGUUUUUGAAUAGCAAAAUGCUGAACCUGGUUGAUUCCUUCCCUCUUCCUGAUUUGCUCAAAGGAGAAUACUUCACAAUGAAGAAAGCAAGUAUUGACUAUAAUUAUUGCAAGAAAGAGCUGCCAGAAAAAUUAGAGGAGUUCUCCAUCUGCCCUCUUUUAGAGGAGAUCACCUUAACAAAAUUUAUAGUCAGCAUGAUAAACGAAGAAGAUGCCUUGAGCUUCUUUAUGGAUUUUAGACAAAAGUUAGGUCCCAUCAAAUUGAUUCUACAAUGUUUUGAUCACGGUGAACUCAUCCGUACCUUUAAGUUGCUACAGGAUUAUGAGAUGAGGUUAGAUCAGAUCCUUGAAGUAACCAGGCCUUUGUUGCUAGAUGAAUAUGUGCACAGCACAAUUUCUGUUAAUAAUUGACUCCUGUUAGGCAAAAAUAACAGCUUGACAACAUUAGAAAGAAACGGGGUUAAUGACUCAAAUAUCCAGAUAAACUGAGUAUAUAUCGAAUUCGAGAUGAGAAAGGUAAUUAUUCAAGGAGACUUCAUCAUCUUCUUGGAUGCAGAAAUCACAAGACUUGUUGCAAACAAAUUUGAAUCUGAGGAUAAAAUCAUCCUUCCAAAGGAUUCUGGAACGAAAAUUAUUAAUCAAUCAGAAAUUACCCAUGUAGCAGUAGUUACUACCAAAGAAAGUCUUUACUCCACUCCUAUUUGGGAGAAGAUUAAAGCAAACCUCGUUGCAGGAUUCUCUCCUCAAGUCAAUGCUGAUCUUAACUAUGAAUUUAAGUUUGAAAUUAAAUAAAUUCGAGGACUUCAAGACUCUUUGCAAAUACAGAGUUGAUAAAAUGAGAUUAGAAGUGAACCUCUCUGUCUGGACAAAUUUAGGUGAACUCUCUGUCAUUAAGGAUCUCCACUCAGCCACAGAAAUAGAAUUAGUCAUAAUUGAUGAUGCAAUGUGAGAAAAUUUUACCCAAAGCAACAAUAUCACUAAGGUUACAAGAAAAGAAGAAUUUGAGGCUGAAAAGGCAAAGGAUUUGUUGAUUAUUCUUCUUUUCUUUGGUGAAAAAAAUCUAAAGACUCUCACUUUCCAAAAUGAUAUCACUUAUGCCAUCUGGCCAGCUUUACUAUGAUUUAAGGCAAAGACCCUGAUAGACCUGUCCAUCACAACAGAAUGAUAUGAGUUUCUAGCAGAAUUUCUUGAUUUUAUUGAUGAUUUCCCAAAACUAUCCAAUCUUGAAAUGGCAAUAAAGCUUAAGAACUCAGUCGAGAGGUAUGAAAUAGAGGGAGAAAUGAGGAUGAUUAGCUCAAAACUGAAAUCAAAACUAAAACGCCAUAUAAUGAAGCUCAAUUCCAAAAUUACAUUUAAUAUUCAAUAG